AUGAGAGAUUUCACCUCGGAGAGUGGCCCGCUCAGCUCCGACGCUGACGACUUCGGCACGGCCAGCCAGCCGGCGAUCCCUUUGACAUGGCCAGUCUUGCCAGGACCAGCGGUUUCGAGGGCGGUGGCCAGUCUAUGGGGUUUUGGAUACUCAGAGUCGCUCCCUCCGAUCGAGGUGCAGGAAGAGCUCAAUCACGCUUUCUUGAACGUUCAGUACCAAUUUAUUCUCGUCAUCCAUGCGGGUCGCUACUAUCAGCCGUUCUACCGCGGGCCGCUGCAAAAGCCGCCCAUGUGCUUGCAGUAUGCCAUCUGGGCCAUGACGGCCACCGGACCCUCCAAGUAUAACCGGUAUUCUCAAGUCUUUUAUCAAAGGACCCGGCAGUACGCUGAGGCCGACGAGAUGAUGGGCCACGGAGAAUACUUCAUCACCGUUGCCCACGCCCAAGCCAGGGCCAUCAUCACUUCUUAG
This is a messenger RNA of Hirsutella rhossiliensis, 468 nucleotides long. RefSeq lists its product as uncharacterized. NCBI's taxonomy places the organism in Eukaryota, Fungi, Ascomycota, Sordariomycetes, Hypocreales, Ophiocordycipitaceae. The record is from RefSeq and is a predicted model, not a curated record. The transcript has 3 exons. The coding region runs from base 1 to 468 and encodes 155 amino acids.